Messenger RNA from Thermothielavioides terrestris NRRL 8126, 857 nucleotides. RefSeq lists its product as uncharacterized. Lineage: Eukaryota; Fungi; Ascomycota; Sordariomycetes; Sordariales; Chaetomiaceae. Bases 269 to 826 code for a protein of 185 amino acids. The record is from RefSeq and is a predicted model, not a curated record. The transcript is spliced from 4 exons.
CGCCCUCGGCUGACCUGCGUGUCACGGGUCCCCUGUCGGUCCCGGCAACAAGCCCCCCACUGACACAAAGCACACCUCACAGCCUUGCGCACACGCAUAUCAGCGCGGCCCAAAGCACCUGCCACCCAACAACAGCCAAUGCACCCCGACCGGAAGGGGCUACCGAUAUCCAUCGUGAACUGCGAUACCGAGGCAUUCCAUCAUCAUACAUGAACAUCGCCGGGCCUUGAAUCGACAAAAGCGUGUCCAGGUCCCAAGGUCAUCGAACAUGGCCAGCAUGGAGAGCCUCCAGCUCGCGCAGAUGCUCGCCGAUUUGAGCGAUCUGAACGCGGCGCAAGAAUCCCAAGCCGCCCUUGCUGUGGUAAACGCCAACAAGACGUCCAGCUCAACGUCAGCACCCGAUGAUUUGAGCAAAUCCCCCGAACAACCCCGUCCACAGCGUCCAGGGCCUCGCCAUCACCAGCGCUCCGGCUCCGGCGGCUCGGUAGCCUCGGCGGGCUCGUCCUUCAUUUCGAGAACAGCCUCCCCAGCCAAGUUUGACAAGUACGGGCGGCGCAUUCUCACCCCGCCUAACACCCGGGCCAACUCGGCCUAUGGGUCCAUCCCAGGAACUCCGCGACGAGAGACAGAGACCGAUGAGGACGUCGACCGGGCUAGCACACUGAUGGCGCUGUAUGAACUCCGCGCGAAACUGAGAGAUCAAGACAGCAGUCGGAGCCUGAACAAACUGAGGGAGAAGGUUGCCGCGUUGCAUGCGAAGCAGGCGCAGAGCGAGAAGAAGGAUGGUGCUAGUGGGACGAAAUUCACGUAUCCGAAGAGCUCCUGAGCUAUGAUCGUGGGGCUAGCAAGGGAGCGUG